Vigna unguiculata (cowpea) is the source of this 1709-nucleotide messenger RNA. RefSeq lists its product as uncharacterized. The record is from RefSeq and is a predicted model, not a curated record. NCBI's taxonomy places the organism in Eukaryota, Viridiplantae, Streptophyta, Magnoliopsida, Fabales, Fabaceae. Gene Ontology annotation, cellular component: plasmodesma; plasma membrane.
UUGAGUAGAAGAAGUCACACGCAUGCACGCCAUAGCCAUAGCCAUAGCCAUAACAUUAAUCUUUUUACAAUCAUGCUCCGCUUCACAUCAAACUCCAAUCACUCUUUCUUCUUCCUCUUCUUCUGCAUUUUUUUCUUUCUCUUUUCGGCUUCUGCACCAACACCUUCAGAUGGCGUUGAAGAUGUUGACCAGGAGCGGUACGAGGAGGUGGUGGUGGUGCCGCCAUGGACGGCGAGGAGAUCAAUGGCGGAAGGUGCAAGUUUCAGGAAUGUGACUCUGGUGCUUGCUAAGGAGAGAACUCGCCGGCAAGAUUGGUUUAACGGUUUUAACCUUUACAACGGUGGCUGGAAUAUCAGCAACGCCCAUUAUCUAACGUCAGUUAUGUCCACUGCGGGUCCUUUUAUCGUUGUGGCUGUAGCCUGGUUCGUGAUUUUUGGAGUUGUUUUACUUAUCAGCUGUGCGUUAUGCUGCUGUUGUAACGGAGGAGAGUCAAGCGACUAUUCUAAAUUAGUCCAUUAUUUUUCAUUGUUCUUGCUUAUCCUCAGCACCAUUAUCACAAUAGGUGGAUGCGCUCAGUUGUACACCGGUCAGGGGAAGAUUGAUGGAAGCACUUCCGAGACACUUGAUUACGUUUUGAAUCGGGCACAAUUGGUGGCUGAAAACCUCAACACCAUAUCAACUUAUUUCGAUUCGGCUAAGCACAUUGUGAGUGAGCCUCCUCUGCCACUAGACAUAGAUCUUGGACCGAACCUUGAUGACAUCAAAUUCAAAAUCGACCGUGCUGCGGAUACUCUUUCCAACAAGGUUACCGCUAACUCAAAGAUCAUACGCAAAGUCAUAGAUGGAGUAAGACUCGCUCUCAUUAUUGUCGCUGUUGUUUUGUUCUUUGUCACAUUUCUCCGACUAUUCUUUUGCUUACUUGGGUUGCAGUGUCCCGUGUACUCCUUGGUAGUUAUUGGAUGGAUUCUUGUCACUUGUACCUUGGUACUUUGUGCUGCAUUUAUUUUUGUUCAUAAUAUGGCUGGAGAUACAUGUGUUGCGAUGGAUGAAUGGGUUGUGAACCCCACCGCCCACACUGCACUGGAUGACAUUUUUCCAUGCGUGGAGGAAAAAGCUGUUAUGGAAACAUAUUUAAAAAGCAAGAUGGUCACGUAUAAAAUCAUUGAAGAAUUUGACAAAGUCAUUUCCAACUUCACGAACGCAAAUCAAUCAGUCCCUCUUCUCUGCAAUCCAUUUAAUUCAGACCUAACAAGUCGCAACUGCUCUUCAGAGGAAGUCACAUUCCAAAACGCCACCCAGGUUUGGAAAAACUUUAAGUGCGAGGUUUCGUUGACCGAAAAAUGUAGGAGUGUAGGUCGUUUGACACCGAUCCUUUACACGAAACUGGGAGCUGCAGUGAAUGUGACGUACGGUUUAUUUCAGUAUGGGCCAUUUUUUGCUGACUUACUUGACUGCAAUUUUGUUCGGAAGACGUUCAAUGACAUUAGCAGAACUUAUUGUCCACCUCUGCGAAGAUAUUGUGAACAGGUUUAUUUGGGAUCAGUUUUGGUUUCUGCAGCAGUAAUGCUCUCUUUGGUAUCUUCGCUCUUCUUUGUCAGAGAGCAGUUCAUGUUUCUUCACAACAACCGUGUUUUUUAGUCAGAAAUUUUCCAGACUAAUCGUGUACAACAAAAAUUUUCCAGACUCGUGUAUAAAAACAAAAUUAUAUG